CUGAGAUCUCAAGCCAUCGAGUCCCCCAAAUACACAAACUCCCAGACUACCUUCCUCAACUAUCAACUACUUCACCAUGCCUUCUUUCAAGGACUCCAUCUCUUCCACCCCUGCGGGCCCAUCGUCGGCCCCUACCCCUGCUUCGACUGUCCCCACUCAGUCUACUCGCGAGACUCUCCACGGAGCUACCGCAGCUUUGACCGCACAGGGCCUCAACCUUUGCCCUCACUGCUUCCGUGAGAUGUCGCACUGCAAUGAGCGCUUCGAGUUCGCUUAAAUGCUUCUCGAACCAAACCAUCGCCAGGAACGUGUGUGAUAGCACUCCGGCUAGAACAGAACCCUUCGAACGCUGCUGAAGGA
Molecule: messenger RNA, 360 nt
Organism: Macroventuria anomochaeta
Lineage: Eukaryota; Fungi; Ascomycota; Dothideomycetes; Pleosporales; Didymellaceae
Exons: 2
Coding region: 77-277 (66 amino acids)
Source: RefSeq, a predicted model, not a curated record